This is a messenger RNA of Dioscorea cayenensis subsp. rotundata (Guinea yam), 2454 nucleotides long. Its product is annotated as magnesium-chelatase subunit ChlD, chloroplastic. Gene Ontology annotation, molecular function: ATP binding; magnesium chelatase activity; ATP hydrolysis activity. The record is from RefSeq and is a predicted model, not a curated record. Gene Ontology annotation, biological process: chlorophyll biosynthetic process. NCBI's taxonomy places the organism in Eukaryota, Viridiplantae, Streptophyta, Magnoliopsida, Dioscoreales, Dioscoreaceae.
GCCAUCGUCCACAGCUCCGCGGAGCUCACUCCAAUGGCGGCAUCCCUUCUCCCGCUUCUCCCUUCCUUCAAGACCAAUCCCCUCCUCUCUCCCUCCAAGGUCCUCCGAACUCUCGCCGCCCCUCGUCACCUUCCUCUUCGCCUGGCAGUUGCGGCAGCAACAACCAUCGAGACUACCAAUGGCGCCGUUUCCGCUUCCAAGGAUAACCUAGAUGGUGCCUCGUAUGGAAGGCAGUUCUUUCCCUUGGCCGCAGUUGUAGGGCAGGACGCGAUCAAGACCGCUUUGCUGCUCGGAGCCAUCGACCGUGAGAUUGGAGGGAUUGCCAUCUCGGGGAAGCGCGGGACAGCCAAGACAGUGAUGGCGCGGGGGAUACAUGCUAUGCUUCCUCCUAUUGAGGUUGUUAAGGGUUCCAUAGCGAAUGCAGAUCCAAAGUGCCCGGAAGAGUGGGAAGAUGGAUUAGCUAAUAAAGUGGAGUAUGAUGCUGAUGGUAAUGUCAAGACAGAAAUUGUGCACUCUCCUUUUGUUCAGAUUCCACUUGGUGUCACAGAAGAUAGACUUAUUGGAUCAGUUGAUGUUGAGGAAUCUAUAAAGUCAGGGACAACUAUAUUUCAACCUGGGCUGCUUGCUGAAGCUCAUAGGGGUGUCUUGUAUGUUGAUGAGAUAAAUCUUUUGGAUGAGAGUAUCAGCAAUCUGCUUCUAAAUGUCCUGACAGAUGGGGUCAACAUUGUGGAAAGGGAAGGAAUAAGUUUCCGUCAUCCAUGCAAGCCACUCUUAAUAGCUACUUACAACCCAGAGGAGGGUUCGGUUCGUGAACAUUUGCUUGAUCGGAUUGCAAUUAACUUAAGCGCAGAUCUCCCCAUGAGUUUUGAUGAUCGGGUUGCCGCUGUUGGUAUUGCAACACAGUUUCAGGAAUCUAGCAAGGAUGUAUUUAAGAUGGUAGAGGAAGAAACCGAGUUUGCAAAAACUCAGAUAAUUUUGGCUAGAGAAUAUUUAAAGGAUGUCAGCAUCAGCAGAGAUCAACUGAAGUACUUGGUUAUGGAAUCUUUGCGAGGUGGUUGUCAGGGACAUAGAGCUGAGCUAUAUGCUGCUCGAGUGGCCAAAUGUCUAGCUGCUCUAGAAGGACGUGAGAAGGUCAAUGUGGAAGACCUUAAAAAAGCGGUAGAGUUAGUCAUUUUACCUCGCUCAAUGGUCGCAGAGAACCCGAAAGAACAGCAAAAUCAGCCACCUCCACCCCCACCUCCCCCUCCACAGAGCCAGGAUGACUCUGCAGAGGAUCAGAAUGAGGAAAACGAAGAGGAUGAGAAGGACAAUGAUGAGGAGAAUGAGCAGCAAGAGCAGGAAAUUCCUACGGAAUUUAUUUUUGAUGCUGAAGGUGGCCUAGUGGAUGAGAAGCUCCUUGUCUUUGCACAGCAAGCUCAAAGACGUCGGGGAAAAGCUGGACGAGCCAAGAAUAUUAUUUCCUCAGAGGAUCGAGGUCGAUAUGUUAAACCUAUGCUUCCAAAGGGCCCUGUUAAGAGACUGGCUGUUGAUGCAACAUUGAGAGCAGCUGCACCAUAUCAAAAGCUGCGCAGGCAGAAAGACAUUCAUAAGGCAAAAAAAGUUUAUGUUGAAAAAAGUGACAUGAGAGCAAAAAGAAUGGCCAGAAAAGCAGGUGCCCUUGUUAUCUUUGUAGUUGAUGCAAGUGGAAGUAUGGCACUAAACCGGAUGCAGAAUGCAAAAGGUGCUGCACUGCAAUUACUAGCUGAAAGUUAUACAAGUAGAGAUCAGGUAUCAAUCAUUCCUUUCCGUGGAGAUUUCGCAGAAGUUCUCCUGCCUCCAUCGAGGUCAAUAGCGAUGGCCAGGAAGCGUCUUGAGAAGCUUCCAUGUGGGGGUGGUUCUCCCUUGGCUCAUGGUCUUAGCACGGCUGUCAGAGUUGGACUUAAUGCUGAGAAGAGUGGUGAUGUUGGCCGAAUUAUGAUUGUGGCCAUUACGGAUGGAAGGGCUAACAUAUCAUUGAAGAGAUCUACUGAUCCUGAAAGCGCUGCUUCAACUGAUUCGCCUAGGCCCUCUUCAAAAGAAUUAAAGGAUGAGAUUCUGGAUGUGGCUGGGAAAUAUACAAGGCAGGGGAUGUCGCUUCUAGUCAUCGACACUGAAAACAAGUUUGUGUCAACAGGCUUUGCUAAAGAAAUUGCAAGGGUUGCCCAAGGAAAAUAUUAUUACUUACCAAACGCUUCUGACGCUGUUAUCUCUGCUACAACAAAGGAAGCGUUGACGGUGUUAAAAAGUUCGUAAAUCAGUCUUCUCCAAACACAUUGCAGUAUAAUUGUAGAGUUUUUUUUUUUGUGGUUGCUCAAUAGGUUUGCUCAUUUGAUAAAUGCAAUAGUUUGUAUUUGUUUGUCUCAAGUUUGUAAUAUCAUCUGAUUUAACAUUAUCCUCAUCGGCAUUGUCACAAAUUCAUUGCAGAAGUAUUACUUA